This is a messenger RNA of Amoebophrya sp. A120, 3331 nucleotides long. Lineage: Eukaryota; Dinophyceae; Syndiniales; Amoebophryaceae. The record is from the annotation of a GenBank genome assembly.
AGCACAUGUAAGUACUUCCGAAAAUCAGAACUCACGAGAGAGUACAGCUCAUAAGGUCGAUAUUUUUUUGGGUUCCUCCUUCAUCGCUCGCAUUCUACAAAAGCAAGUGGUCCCUCGUCGAGAACAAAGUCAUGCGCUCAGUUUUCACUACACAAUCUCAAUCCUAUGAAGAGAAGGAUAAGUUCGUUGUUUUUGGUUCGCUACGCCGCCGUGAUUGUUUUUCUGCUGCUUUCUUGCGUUCCUGCUUUGUUGUGUCUUCCGAGUAUAGUUACACUCGCCUUCCUUCUCUUUUUGCUUCACCGUGCAGUGGCGCUGCGCCCGAGGAGAUGUUGGUCAUCUCGUUCUCCACCAGGAGGAAACAAAACGUGUUCCAUGGCAGCGGCAAUGCUGGCUCUCGCGGCGACGUGGUCAGGUGGGAUUGGGAGUCUAGCGCUCGUGGUCCCCGCAGAACCAGGCGGUGUUUCGUCCGGUGCGCAGUUGGAAGUGGAACACGAACCACAUCAAGAAGACGAAGGUGGUCAACAUUUUUACGACGACGUAGCGACCGUUAUCAUCGCGGCGCCGCAGAGCAAGACCCAGAAACGGCUGCACAUUCUGGAGCAAACGAUGCAGUCAAUUCGCCAAGCAAGUCCGAGGCUGGCGAAUUCUUUGGUCCAUGUGUGUUUCGACGGGAACGAGCUGCCGACGCUCAAGACCGCGGCGUACGUGCACAUUCACAAGUCGCUUUGGUUCAACGCGACCCUGCGCGCAGAAAAAUCGCUGAAGGAGUUGAAAAAAAUUUCUGAUGUAAUGUGGGAAGCGGAAGAUCGCUUUAUCUCUCUAGACAGGAAAGGAAAUCCCGAGUUCUAUGGUGGCUACGUGGCCGUGAAAAACGGGACCCGCAUGAUCCGCGGCGCGCACCUCGACGAGCGUUGCCGCAAACCGUUUAACCACACGAUAUACCGGGAUUUCAAGAGACGAGCAAAGAUGUCGGCACGGAGAAUUUUUGCGUCUAGUACUACGUCGCGGCAGCUAAUAAAGACGCGUAAAAAUUACUAUACUGGUUCAACUACACAACCACCACCGUCAGAACAACAGAGUUGUUCCAAGACAUCUUCAGCAAAUAAGUACUACAUCGACGAAGCCUUCCUUGCCGCCCCAGCGCCAUGGAAGUUGAGGAAGAAAGGGCUGAAAUUCACCUUUUUUAGGGACGCACCCAACCUGCGGUUCGUCGAGCUCACGAAGCGGGGGUGUUUGGGCUCCACCCUGAACGCUUGUAUGGCGGGGUUGCCGGACAGAAUCAAGCUGGUGCACAUGAUGCAGGCGGACAUGCCGUUUCUGCGGCCGUUCAACGUGGACGAAACUUUGGGUCUGAUGCGAAAAACGAGGCGGUGGCGCGAUCAGUUGACAAGCGAGAUCAGGGCGCUGGAGGUGCAAAAAUACCAACAAAAUUCCGACGUGCACCGGUAUUUCAAGCAGAUAAGAGGUCUCGUGCAGGAGAAAAGGGAACAAAUCAAGGCGAUUCCGAACAUCGAGCUCGUCCACUACGCACAAGGCCUCAACUGGAUGCACGAGUCCUGGGGGGUGCAGGUGUGCCACGCGUUUUUGCCGAAGUACGUCGGAGAAAAGGUGAUCACGUUGAAGAAGGACGACCACUUGUUCUCGCGCCGAACUGAUCUCGAUCUUCCGCAUGACAAAAUGACAAACACCUGCAGUGCCGCGCCCGAUAGAAGUGGUCGUGGUGCCGCGACUUGUAGUUCCCCAUCGUCUUCCGGCAGCCUCCGGCUGACCCGUUCCUCCGUCUUCAGCGACCAGUCGCACUUCAUCCAGCGUGACUUCUACGACCGUUUUAUCUGGCCGAAGCUGCGGAACCCGUUGGACAUUGCGGGCGGUCUGGGCGUCUUUCCGGAAGACGGGGUGACUUGCGGUAUCAACAAGACCUUCGGGAUUUGGCACGUGGGCGACGUGUGGGACGGGGACUUCGCGGCGCAUUUGGCGGCCACGGGGGAGUGGCGACGGGACUACAGCAGGGAUCGCUUCCUGGUGAGCGGCGGAAGGAACGACGAGGACGAAAUGACGACGAGCGAAGAUAUUAGUGUUCCUUCUGUACGUGACACGGGACGAGCGCCGGGGGUCGGUGUUGACGUUGUUCCUGCAACAAGAACAGAGCGCGCUCCAAAUAGUAAAUCUCUCAGCACGACGAGAGCUUCGUCGACAGCAGCCCCAACCGCCCACUCCUCUUCCCAUUUCUGUGAUGUGGUUCUGAAGCACAACAUCACCCGACAGCGGUUCCUCGAUUACGAGGUAGCGCUUGACGUCGAAAACGACACCGGUUCCGGCGACACUGCGGCCACCAACCCGAGGGCAACGUCUAGCAGUGAUAGUGAAAGAACCGAGCAGGUGAAGGCUGUUUUAGAAAAGCUCACGUUCCCACAUGAACACGAGGAACUGCCCUUGCAGAAAGAGAUCAAGGUGUUCCACGUUGAAGCCUGCUGGGAGGUGGCGGAGCACCGGCGAAUCGAACAGGAAGCCAUUGAGGAACACAGAAAGCGGUCGUUGGUUCCGGUGGUAGACGAAGCAGCAGAGAAGAAGGCCGCUAAGACGAAUAGUGAAAAAGGAAAAGGGAAGUCGACAACGACCGAUAUAAAGACCAGCAGUAAAGAGGGAACGGCGAAGGGAGAGGGACGACGAGAUGUGGCAAGAAGCGACGGAGGUUCUUUCGACAAGGAAGCAAAAGCGAAAAGUAAAACAAGUUCGGAACAAAAUUACGAGGUGGGAACAAAGGAGCUAGCACCGCCGGCGGACAAAGGUAUUAGUGGCGCAUCAAGAGCAACCACAAGAAAUUCAGACUUGAUGCAGGUGCUGAACUUCACAACUUCGGUUGCAGAACCCGCGAAGAUGAAACAAGUACUAGCGGACGAAAACUCUGCGACAGCACCACCGGGUGUUCUUGACCACUUCUCCACAACAAAAACGAAUGCCACCACGAGGAUCACGACAACCCUCGCAGCGUCUUAUUACACGGGCUUCGAGGCUUCGGGGCAGUUUAUUCUGCACGCGACGGAGCACGAUGUGACGCACCCGAAGUACCCACACGGGACAAAGAACGUCGACGACUUUUGGCGGAAGUGGACGUGUUUGUUUUGCGAAGAGGUCGGGGAAGCGAGGAGGAUCAGCUACGUGCACGAGGAGGGCUCUUGACAAGUAGGAAGAUGAAUUUGCUGUGGACCACAGGACUAAGUACUUGAUCAAAAGAUUACAAGGAAUCCAAACCCGUAACCCUUACCCGGAUUAGAUACAAAGAAAAGUAUAAUGUCUUCUGGACCAGGAGGACCAGAAGCACCAAUAUCCG